This is a messenger RNA of Scleropages formosus (Asian bonytongue), 3185 nucleotides long. RefSeq names its product UPF0524 protein C3orf70 homolog A. The record is from RefSeq and is a predicted model, not a curated record. The transcript is spliced from 2 exons. Bases 722 to 1525 code for a protein of 267 amino acids. Gene Ontology annotation, biological process: nervous system development. NCBI's taxonomy places the organism in Eukaryota, Metazoa, Chordata, Actinopteri, Osteoglossiformes, Osteoglossidae.
CUCCAGCCGCUGACGGAGGACAGUGAGCGCGGGAGGCGACGUGGACAGCGAAGGUGUCCCCGUAAGGCGACAGCCCCUGGAUCCCGGAUCCGAUCGCCUGCCUGCUCGCCGCCCGGAGGACUCCACUCCCGGGGAUUUAAUUUCGCCUAGUUUUGAGACGUCGCUUUUUUUCUUAAAAAAAGAAAUCGGGCGUUUGAAUUCGCGGAAUUUCACACACGACACACGUGACGUACUGGUGACUGUUUCUUUUUUCUGUUCCUCAGUCUUCUUCUUUCUUUCGGUUGUGGAGGAGGGUCGGGCGGGAGGUUACGGGGGAUUUUUCAUCGCUUCUCUAAAACACUGAUGUCAUGAUGCAAAAGUGAACGGGUGGAGUGGCCCGUGACACGACGCCGGGCUGCGACCCCACCCAUUGGACCCUAGUAGACUCUAGAGUGUCGGACCCCGCGACCGUCGGACGGGCGCUGCUGCACUUCCACUUCUAGGCGCGUAGCGAAGAUGCGCGUCCGCCACCGCGGCUCCCAUUUCAUAUACUAAAAAUCGGUAGUAUAUGAACUCAUAUCUGGUGAAAUAUCCACAGUCUUUGCAUUUCUCCCGUGUUUCCGGGUCGCCCCCCCCCUCCCUCCCCCAGGAUCCCCGUCAGUUCGCCUCCUGACGCCGCUCCCACAUUCAUGCGGUAGCCGGGUACAGUUUGGGGUCCAAGCGCAGGGUGAGGGUCCAGGCAAUGGCCACCUCGGGGGGACCCCGGGCUCCCAAGAGCGACAAGCUGGACGAAGCGCAGGCGCUGGCCAGGAACUGUGCCGGGAGACCCGACUUCCUGCCGUGCGACGGGCUCUCCAUCUGCGCCACACACAGCCAUGGAAAGUGCUUCAAGCUGCACUGGUGCUGCCACCUGGGAUGGUGCCACUGUAAAUACGUGUACCAGCCCAUGACCAGUGUGUGUCAACUGCCCAGCACUGCGGUGCCGGCAGCCCCGUCCGACUAUGCAGACAGCAACACGCUCGACCUGUCCGCCUCAUUGGCUGAGCGAUUCCUCAGGACCGCCCCUUGCUUCCAGGCUCCGCCCUGCCCCGAGUCGCCCAAAUACUGUGUCAUUGCCGACCUCUUCAUCGACGACUACAUUGUAAAGCGCAUCAAUGGAAAGAUGUGCUACGUGCAGCGGCCCCCACCCCCUACUCCGGCACCGCCCACUCCGCAGUCGGCCCCCCAGCUCCCACCGGGGCCAGCAGGUGAUGCAGCAGUUGGCGAGUACAAGCAGGACCCCAGCCCCGGGAACAAGGUCAGUGGGCCCAAAAUGGACCACUGCUCGUCGCCAUCCAGCUCAGAGGACUCUGGGAUCAAUGCACUGGGUCUGCACUACAUGGAGUCGUGCGAUGAGGAUUCAGAGGAGGAGGAAGAGGACGAUGAGGAGUUGAGCACCGACGGAGACUCAUACCCUGCCAGCCUCUGGGACCAGGACGAGUGUUCGCUGCUGUCCCCCUCCAAGUCCACAGUGGAGAUCAUUGAAAAGAUCGAAACAACUGUGUGACACCCCCACUCCUCCGACAACCCCAACCAUCUCCCAGAACCCACCACAGUCCAUGUCCCCUGGCAGGACAAUUGAUAGAUGUCACGUGUUUGAUUCCAGGACCACUGGAUUUGGAUCAGAACCCGCAGGGCCUGCCAUACCGAGUCACAAACACUGACAUGUAGAGCAAGAGCCAAGAUCCACCAAGAAAAGCUCGGGGCGGCAGCUUAUCCCACAAUCCUCAGCAUGGCCUGCAAGACAGGGAAUGCCAGCAUCGUCCUGCAUCUCCAACCAGUAGUCAGAAUUCUUGUGGACACACACACACACACACACACACACACACACACACACACACACGCACUCACGCACUCACGCACGCACGCACGCACGCACGCACGCACACGCACACACGCAUGCACACACUGACUGUAUUUAGCCAGAUGUAGUCAAAAGACUGUUUUAAAUACAGCCCUCGGGGGGCUGAAACUGUGGCUUUCAGCCGCAGCUGGAAGUUCUUGCCAGGAGAGAAGGCCCUAAUGAGAGAUGACAUUUCAGUGCAAGAGGAAAUAAGAGGAGCUUGAAAGGGAGGUGUGAGGCAACCACAUUGUAGCCAUUGCAUUGAAACCCGGGCUAAAUCAUGCAUGAGUUCAGGAGGCGCUAAUGAGGCACUGGGACACGAGGAUGCCGACGCUCAGCACCGCCAGCCACAGCUCCCUGGGGGACAGUGGCAGGUGGCUUGUAGAACCUGUGUGGUGGCCUACCUUGCACCUCUCAUGACCAAUCAUACAAGAGCACAGCCACCAUGGCCACGCCCACUCGGCAGUCCACUGUCGUCUCACAGGUUUACGGCGUGCCUGCACAAAACGAGCUUUUUAAAGGGCCAUACAAAGCGGCUGCUGAUGCCUGACAAUCACCGCAUUUCGAAAAGAAGCACCAGACUCUCUUGCAUGCAGAUAUAUGAACGUGAGCCACUUGGUGGUGGUCCAGCAUAUGCAGCUGUGUAGUUUUAAGACUUUCUCUGAAAGCACUUUCUUCAGGGUAGCACGGUAUAAAUAUUGUGCUGUGUCCUCCUGCUCAGGACCACGUAGGUGUCCGUGAGGUCAGUUCCUGCACAUUUUGUGAGUGCUGGCUGACCAGGACCACCUUGAUCAUGUAUGGUCUUUCUGAAGGAGAGUGGACCCAAGACCCUGAACACAGAUAAGCUGUAGUAUCGAAAGGAAGUGGUUGCGGGAGCAGCAGUCCACUUAUCUGGGCAACUGUGCUUAAAGAUUCUAGCCAAAGAGGCUCUCUGACUAAGCGGUCCACUGCCAUGAUGCCCCCCUUGAUACAGAAGAAUGACACUUAUUAUUGCAGCCACCCAUACUUGAGCACAGACCCUGGCACAGCACAAGGACAGACCCCAGCCGCCUGAACCGACUCUGAUCCAUGGAAAGGAGCUGCAGAAGCUCUGAAAUAUUCAGGAAUGGAGGGUCCAUCGGAACCUGGAUGGAGCUGUAAGCACAGGAGAACCCUAACCCCAGAAAACACCCCCAACCCAUGAAACAUGGAAAAGAAGGACAAAAUGUGGAAGUUAAAAUUCUGUCUUGUCUGUUGUAACCUCCAUUUUAAGGGAAAUUAAUGAAAAUAUAAACUUAUAGAUGCACACAUAUGAUAUGUCACGCCUCUGCUUUGGUUGUGCUAA